Molecule: messenger RNA, 723 nt
Organism: Paramecium sonneborni
Lineage: Eukaryota; Ciliophora; Oligohymenophorea; Peniculida; Parameciidae
Source: the annotation of a GenBank genome assembly
AUGUCUGAACAGAUUACUUAUUCGUAAGUUAUUGAGUUUUUCUGGUUUUUCUUUCCUUUUAUACUAUUCAUAUGUGCUGUUCUCAUGAAAUUUUACAUAAAGACAAACAUUCAUAUUGAUUAAAUACAGAAUAAAUCAUAAUCAUACAGCAAAUAAAAUCAAAAUGGAAUUAAAUAAAAUGAGCUUCAAAAAAAUAAUAAUGAUAGUCUUUAAGGUCCAGGUAUUGGAUUAUCAUUUAUUAUAAUUAGAAAUACAAAUUGUUAGUGAUGUUUCACAAAAUCAACAGAUUAAUAUAGUUUAUGAAGGAGAAAAAAAAUAAAUAUCAUAGGCAUAGUAAAUGUAAUAAAUACCUUAAUUAUCAACUAUUUCUCCAAAUCUAACAGAAAAUGUAAAGAUUAAUGUUUAUUAUUCAAAUUUAGACAAGAACUGUUAAAUUGUUUAAUGGAUUAAAUGAAAUUGUUUCAACUUAUUUUCCUUUACUUUCAGUCUCGAUAAUUUGUAUUAAUAAUUUUGCUGCAUGGAGUUGGGCAUUAUCUUUCUUUAUUUUAUUUCUAAUUUUUAUUAUUGCUUUCAAUAUAAUUUAAUUCUAAAGCAACUUUUCAGAUACAAUAAAAAGUAAGUGUUUAUAUUAUUUAACAAGAAUUUUUAUACAUAAGUCAUCACAUAUGGCUAUGUGGUUUAUUUAUUAGUUAUUUGGCCUGCAAAUUAAAAUUGUACAAUUGA